AAAGAAAAGAAAAGCAAAAUAAAUCAAUUGCCACGUAUCAAAUCCGCCGUUACGGAUUUACAACAUCAUUCCAUUUCCAUCCAACUCGUCAAGAAAGAUUCUUCUUCUCACUCAAUUCUUUCCUCACAAUCCAAACUUUUCCCCCUCUGAAUCCUUGGAUCUGAAUUUCCGGCGCCGAUGGGGGAAACGCUUGACAGGCAUCCGACCUCCGCUUUUAGCUCCUCCGAAGUUGAUGUUAGCAUCGAGCUUGAUGCGAGGAUAGAGAAUGGUAGUGCUGGUGCUGGUGCUGGUGCUGGUGCUACUACUGCUGCCGAUGUAUUGGCGAACAAGGAAGUUCGAAUUGAAGAUGGUGGAGAUUGCUCUCCAGGUAUCUCUGGCAAGACUCUUCUUAAAGUCAACACCAUGCCCAUACAGACAUCAAAUAUUGACCAGUUGGAAUCUGAUUCGAGUCAGCAUAAACUAGAAAGAUCAAAGACUGAGGUGCACAAACAUAAUAAGUUUCUUCCUGAAGAGGCAGCUAAAAUUUUUGAUGAUAAGAUUCCUGUUCAUAGGAAGCUGAAAUUGUUAAACAGAAUAGCCACAGUGAAGGAUGAUGGAACUGUGGAAUUUGAAAUCCCUGGAGACGUUGGAGCACCUCUUGACAUUGGUCCAAACGAAUUCUCUCAUGGUACAAUUGAAGAAGAACCUCCUGAUGUGGCAGACCUCCAGGAUAUUCCACCUUUGCAAAUAGUAAUGCUUAUUGUUGGAACACGUGGAGAUGUACAGCCAUUUGUAGCAAUUGGAAAACGCUUACAGGAUUAUGGCCAUCGUGUUAGACUUGCCACUCAUUCAAAUUUCAAGGAGUUUGUUUUAACUGCUGGGCUGGAGUUUUUUGCUUUAGGUGGAGAUCCUAAAAUUCUUGCUGGCUACAUGGUAAAAAACAAAGGUUUCUUGCCUUCGGGGCCUUCUGAAAUACCAGUCCAAAGGAAUCAAAUGAAGGAAAUCAUUUAUUCACUACUUCCAGCUUGCAAAGAUCCUGAUCCUGAAUCUGGUAUUCCCUUCGAAGCAGAAGCUAUCAUUGCCAACCCACCAGCUUACGGACAUACUCACGUGGCUGAGGCACUUAAAAUUCCAAUUCACAUAUUUUUCACAAUGCCAUGGACGCCAACAAGUGAAUUUCCUCAUCCUUUAUCCCGUGUCAAGCAACAGGCUGGCUAUCGGCUCUCAUAUCAAAUUGUAGACUCCUUAAUUUGGCUUGGGAUACGGGACAUGAUUAAUGAUCUUAGGAAGAAAAGGCUGAAGCUACGACCUGUCACUUAUUUAAGUGGUUCACAUGCCUCUGAAUCAAAUGUGCCACAUGGGUACAUAUGGAGUCCACAUCUUGUUCCCAAACCAAAAGAUUGGGGACCUAAGGUGGAUGUGGUCGGAUUUUGCUUCCUUGAUCUUGCAUCAAAUUAUGAACCUCCCGAGUCGCUUGUAAAUUGGCUUAAGGCUGGCGACAAGCCUAUUUAUAUCGGUUUUGGUAGCCUUCCUGUUCAAGAACCUGCAAAGAUGACCCAAAUAAUUGUAAAAGCGCUGGAAAGUACUGGGCAGAGGGGCAUCAUCAACAAAGGUUGGGGGGGUCUUGGAAAUUUGGAAGAACCGAAGGACUUUGUAUAUUUAUUGGACAAUUGCCCUCACGAUUGGCUUUUCUUACAGUGCAAGGCCGUGGUGCAUCAUGGAGGAGCUGGAACAACAGCUGCUGGACUAAAAGCUGCUUGUCCAACCACGAUCAUUCCUUUCUUUGGAGAUCAACCUUUUUGGGGUGAGCGGGUACAUGCUAGAGGAGUUGGUCCUGCACCCAUUCCCGUUGAAGAGUUCUCAUUUAACAAGUUGGUGGAGGCCAUAAACUUCAUGCUAGAUCCAAAGGUAAAGCAGUCUGCUCUUGAGCUAGCCAAGGCCAUGGAAAACGAGGAUGGAGUAGAAGGAGCUGUAAAAGCCUUCUUCAAACAUUAUCGUCCAAAAAAGGCUGAACAAGAGUCCGAGCCGGAGGACUCAACCGUUUUCUCUAUAUGUAGAUGCUUUGGCUGUUCUUGAUUCUAUAAUGUGGGAGAUAUCCUCGAUGCGGCUUUCUGUUAACAGAUAUGGCAUGUCCCUGCUGUGAAACAUGGGCAAAUGUCCUGAGCAGUGAAUAUGUCAUGAGGUAAAUGUUUAUAAUGUUGAUAAUCUAUAUCUAGCCUGCGAAUAACGCUUUACACAUUUUUAUUUGUUGCUUAUCAGUAUUCUUUCUAAGCAAUUCACGUAUAGUUUCAUUCA
Molecule: messenger RNA, 2274 nt
Organism: Cucumis melo (muskmelon)
Lineage: Eukaryota; Viridiplantae; Streptophyta; Magnoliopsida; Cucurbitales; Cucurbitaceae
Product: sterol 3-beta-glucosyltransferase UGT80A2
Exons: 14
Coding region: 178-2055 (625 amino acids)
Biological process (GO): carbohydrate metabolic process
Molecular function (GO): UDP-glycosyltransferase activity; hexosyltransferase activity
Source: RefSeq, a predicted model, not a curated record